AUUUAACUUGUGAUUAUGCCCCUCCAGGUUGUUGGAAGUUGUUCUACUGUGUGGAUUGUGGCUGACAUUAAUCGAGCAGCAGCAGAGAAAGAACCCUGGGAGAUCCUGGAAAGUACCAGUAGCCUCAUGGGAAAUGGUGGCGAGUGUCAGCAGAUUCACUUUAUCUGCACCAAGUCUGAUUAUAUUGCAGAUUCGGCUUUUCAUUCAGCAGCUGGUGUUCGUGCUCUCAUAUUUAAAAGAAACAUGCAAGCCAAGGAAGCAGUGAGCAAAGAAUACAGGAAACUUAACAAAGUUAAGAAACAUUUCAGUGAUGACUGCUUCAAAGUGUUCACAGUGAGCUCCGAAGAGUUCCUACAGACAGAACGUCUAAACCCAGAUGAAACUGAAAUACCCAAACUUCAGGGGUUUCUGCAAAAUCUCAAUGACUGUCACUCAGAGACAUUAAACUAUGUGUCUGGAGCUUAUGGGAUUCUCUCUCUGAUUCAAGGGGCCAGCUGUAGAGAAGUGGCUGACCAAAAAACAGAUGUGUGCACUGAACUUGAAGAAAAGAUGAGGCAUGAACUUGAUAAAGUCAGAAAACCCAUGGAAGAGGCUCAUGAGGCUUUUGAAAAAUGCCUUAACGAGGGGGUUGAAAAAUCUAAAAGUUCAUGUGAACGAGUCUUGAAGUCCGUCUUACAUCCUACAUGGGUAAAAGGGGGCGGUUUUCACAAGAUAUUGAAGUGUAUCGUUGCGAACAAUGGCACCUACAAACCAAAAAGACGGAAACAAAUAAACCUCAAUGUGAAGUUAGCUUCAUGCCUGACUGACAGCAUUGAUGAGGAAUUCAAGAAGACCUUCCCAAAUGAAGGAAAAUGUGGACCAUUCAACGGGGUCAUCAACACGUUUUCACUUGACACAACAAGGCUGAUUCAGAAGUACAAAGAUGUCGAACUGCAGCUGAUAUUUCUCAAGACAGAGGUAAAAAAAAUGAAGACAAAACUCAACAAAAUCAUCCGGGAGCGUAAGAAAACAAUCUACAGCAGUCUGACAACAACAAUCCGGGAAACCAUGCAAGAUUGCUAUAAAAAAGCAGCAGAAAUUAGAGGACAGGACUCGCUGAAAAAUAUGAGGGACACUAUUGAAAAGCAUGUACAUGAUUCAAAGAACACCAUGUUUGAGCAGGCUAAAGAUGUUAUGUUGAACCAGCUGAGAUGCUUGAAGGAGGACAUCCUGAAGACACUGGAGGAAACAAUGCAGGAAUCAAUCGAACUGUCACUCAAGACAGAUGGUGACUCAAUCCCAGAUGUUACAGGGGAGCUUGUGAUGGUAAAGCAACAUUACAAUGAACUGAGAGGAAGCGCAGAUGAGGAAACACUAAUUUGCGCUGAUCCACCCGGCCCAGUAGCUGCACCGUGACGUGUGCAGGUUUGCUGGGUGGAGAGAAACAGCAGAGGCCUGAUUACCCACUGAAGGUCCCUGCGGCCACACUGAUUAGAGACGUGAGGCCUCUGGAUUUGGUCUCAACCAUUUUUAUCAAGUUGUUAUCCCUGUUCUCUUUGAGUGUUGUUUUGAUUUAUACUUUGAGUUUGCUUCUUGUGAAUUACAUGCAGAGAGAUUUUAGCUGUUUUUGGGGGGGGUAUUUUUGCCUUUAAUUAAUUGUAGAUCAGAGGCAGACAGAAACUGUGGGGGGGUGAUGAGCAGCAAAGGUCCACAGUUGGAUUCAAACCAGGGACGUUGUGGUUUUACUUUUAGUUUUUAAUGAUAUUACAGUGUUUUUCUUGUUCUUGGGUAUAUUUUCAUGUUUUUGUUGAUUGGGAUGGGCGUGCUCAAAUUCCAGUGAUUUUAUGGGUGUCUACAUUAAACCUUGAACCUCGAUUACAGUACAUACUCUAGGAUGGAUUUGACAUAAACUUUAGGCUUUUCAACGAAUGAUCUUAAUCUUUUUUCUUUCAUGUUCAAGGACAAAACUGUUGCUUGCUUAAAACAUCAUCUAGUUCUACCAAUAGAACUAGAUGAGAACUAGAGAACUAGAUUUACACUUUGCAUGCUCCCUGUCAGAUUUGAUUAGCCUUGUUGGACUCAUUUCUUGGUUUCAACCACUGCCAGCCAGUAACCAGUUCCUGGUCGUCUGCAUUUGGGUCCACAUACUGCACCCCAUAUGACAAUAGCACGCAAAAUAAUUAAAACAGCUACAAGGAA
Siniperca chuatsi (mandarin fish) is the source of this 2178-nucleotide messenger RNA. RefSeq names its product nuclear GTPase SLIP-GC-like. The record is from RefSeq and is a predicted model, not a curated record. NCBI's taxonomy places the organism in Eukaryota, Metazoa, Chordata, Actinopteri, Centrarchiformes, Sinipercidae. The coding region runs from base 16 to 1395 and encodes 459 amino acids. The transcript is spliced from 13 exons. Gene Ontology annotation, molecular function: GTPase activity.